GUGGUUUUUAGCAAAAUAUGUUAUAUAAAUACUACUCUCAAACCCUUGGUCUUUAAUUUGUUUUCUUCCACCAUACAUAUUUCAUUCUCUCUACCAAAAAAUACAUAAUUUAUUCUCUCUUCCUUUUCUUCUGCAGGAUAAUUAUUUGCUGCUUUAUUAGGCCGUGGAGCAUAACUCAAAGUGAAGAUGCAAACUAGGAGAAACCGUAGUCGAGAAUGCUGUUCUCCUAAGGUUUCAGGAGCACAGAGAAAGGCCUCUGAAAAUGGCCAAGUAGCUGAUUUAAUCAAGUCUUCUGGAAGAAAAAAUAAUGAAUCUUCUUGCGCUUUUGAGGAUAAAGAUGCUGAGCAAUGGCCUCUAAAUCUGGGAACUGAAGCAGUUGAUGGUGGUUCAAUAGAUAUCGAGGGUAACCAGCAAACUGUAACUCCGGCGACUAUGUUCUCUCCUUGUCUGUAUGAUUUUGACGCUUACUCAUUCAUAAAAACCUUACCAGAGUUGUCAGAGGUUGUUCCCACUUUUAGACAGAUGUUGCUACCUAGGCAGACUCGAGGCUGCCCUCCUACUACUCUUGUUCUCGGCUUGGAUGGAACUUUGGUGCAUUCGACACUAGUAAAACCUAAGGAAGACCAUGACUUAACUUUCACUGUGAGUUUUAAUUCUGUAAAGGAGGAUGUCUAUGUACGCUAUCGUCCUCACCUAAAAGAAUUCCUUGACGAAGUUUCUGGUAUUUUUGAGAUUAUUGUAUUUACUGCUGGUCAAAGAAUUUAUGCUGACAAACUCUUAAAUAAGCUUGAUCCAAGCCGGAAGAUAUUUCGUCAUCGUUUAUUCCGUGAAUCCUGUGUUAAUGUGGACGAAAAAUACGUCAAAGAUUUAUCAAUACUCGGUCGUGAUUUAGCACGUGUUACAAUGAUUGACAGCUCCCCGCAUUCAUUUGGGUUCCAAGUGGAGAAUGGAAUACCAAUUGAGACUUGGUUUGCAGAUCCUUCAGAUAAUAAAUUGCUUUCAUUGAUUCCUUUCUUGGAGAGUUUAGUAGAAGUUGAUGAUGUCCGAACCGAAAUUAAAAACAGGUUCAACCUCCAGGAAAAAAUUGCUGAUGCUUAUUAGGUGCAAUGGAUUUCUUGUCUUAA
Messenger RNA from Medicago truncatula (barrel medic), 1124 nucleotides. Its product is annotated as CTD small phosphatase-like protein 2-A. The transcript is spliced from 2 exons. Gene Ontology annotation, molecular function: phosphatase activity. The record is from RefSeq and is a predicted model, not a curated record. The coding region runs from base 187 to 1101 and encodes 304 amino acids. Lineage: Eukaryota; Viridiplantae; Streptophyta; Magnoliopsida; Fabales; Fabaceae.